This is a messenger RNA of Stylonychia lemnae, 444 nucleotides long. Lineage: Eukaryota; Ciliophora; Spirotrichea; Sporadotrichida; Oxytrichidae. The record is from the annotation of a GenBank genome assembly.
AUGUAAAAUAUUAGUGAGUUCAAAUUCCCAACUCAUCUGAAUAAUGAUCAAAUAAAUGCAAUAAAGCAUAUCGGACAACCUCUGCUAGUUUUAGCUGGAGUUGGAACUGGAAAGACAGAAACUCUAAUGACUAAGUUUGCAUAUCUGGCACACAAGUGUAAUGACUAUGAGAAAAUACUUGCUGUUACUUUUACCAAAAAGGCUGCAAAUGAAAUGUAAAAGAGAGCUCAACAGAUACUAAGGAAAAACUUUUCAUUCUAGCCUUGGAUUGGAACAUUUCAUAAUAUUAGUAGAAGAUUUCUCUAGAUGGACUGCAACUAUAAGAUCAUGGGACUUAAAAAAGACUUUGAUAUUGCUGAUGAAAAGAAAGCGAGGGAAUACGUUGGUAAAGCUUUGAAGCAUCUUAAAAAAUCUGAAAACAGCACUAUUGUUUAGAGAAUUUGA